UGCCUGCUCAUCUUUGCCCCUCCUCCCAGCAGUGGCUUCCUAACAGCUGUCUCCAUGGAAACGGGAGGUGGCAGCAAGGUGGCUUCAGCCAACCAGACAGGACAAGCAAAGAUGGAUGUUCAGAAGGAGGACGAUGUUCUUCUGGUGGAUGAAAAGUUUGACUUUGACCUUUCGUUGUCUUCUUCGAGCGCAAAUGAGGAUGACGAAGUCUUUCUCGGGCCUGUUGGACCUCAAGGAAUGCAUCCUGCCAGCCCACAGCUGCACAGUCACACUCCUGCUCAGCCCCCUCCGCCGGCGCCCGGGACUCCCUGUGCGUGGAGCCCGCUGAGCGGGGAGAAGUUCGUGGAGGUGUAUAAGGAAGCCCACCUGCUGGCUCUGCAGCUGGAAAGCAGCUGCAGGAACACGGCUAUCCAGGCUGCCAGGUCCGAGGAGCCCCGCAGCCCCAGCGUGGAAAAGUUCGUGCAGGAAUCAAAACUAAAAAUAAGCCUCUUCGAGAAAGAAAAGGAAAUGAAGAAAAGCCCCAAGUCACUUAAAAGGGAGACAUACCACCUGUCGGACAGCCCCCUGGUGGGACCUCUGCUCUCCGGUGUCCAGCCCCCGACUCCUGUCCAGGCCGGCCUCACCGAGAUGCUGGGGCCACUGCUGUCCUCAUGUCCCCCACCUGAGGAGUCCAGGGCUCCCCACCCUGCAACGCAGGCGAUGACUCAGAUGAAGAUCUCCAGCAAACUGCAGCUGCCCCGAACUGCAUCUGGCAGAGGAAGAAGCACGCGCCUGGCCGCGGAGAAGCCCAAGAAAGAGAUAUCAGCCAGUCCCUCCAGAAUGAAAACUCUAAACGAGAAGGGCCUCCACAGGGGUGAGCUCCCCGGCAGACCCAGCCCUGUUCUGGACGUGGCCCGGCCGGCCCGGAGAACUCACUCGAUCCCAGGCAAGCGGUCGCUGCCUGUCCCAGACAAGGUGGGGCUGAAGCGGACUGUGCUAAAGCCACCAGGUGGUGACGGCAGCCUUCUGAGGAAGUCCUCCUCCUCGGGCUCAGGCUCGGCCGCGAGCGUGGAGUCCAGGGGGUGUGCGUCCCCCGCAGCCAGCAGAGGGAAAUCGAGUGAAUUGUCAAGUAUUCCUGCCCGCAGUUCCCGGCCUCUGUCAAACACCAGCAAGUCAGGCAGGAUGGGCUUUGCCCUGGCCCAGCGGUCUGAGCCGGCAGGGACCCCCGGUGCACCCAACCAGAACCCCAGCAAGUCAGGCAGGAUGGGCUUUGCCCUGGCCCAGCGGUCUGAGCCGGCAGGUCCUGCAGGUGCAUCCAGCAGGCCCGCCAAGGGCACCGCCACUUGGUGGGCCACGGAGCAGCGCGAGGCGCAGCCUGAGGCCCACGCCACAGCUUCUCUCCCCCAGCCCCAGACUCCGGGAGGUGGAGGCUCGAGGCUGGACCCUGAUUCUGUUUCGUCACAGUCUUCGCAGCCAAGUAAAGCUGGAAGUAUAAGAAGGCAAGAUUCCUGCCUAAAUUCCAAGGCAAAGGCUGUUCCUACUCCCACAAAUCAAUUUAAAGUCCCCAAGGUUUCAACUGGUGAACCCCCAGACAGCGCAACCCCAAGGUGCUCGCGGGCGCAGAGGCUGCAGUCCUGCAGCUCCUAUGGGCAGGCUAUGGGCCACAGCACUCCUGCCAGGCGGUCACAGAGCCUGCUGAGGACGCCAGUGAGCACGCGACGUCUGUCAGCCCUGCCCACUCCUGCCAGCCGCCGCCUCUCUGGCCUGGCGCUGACAACACCCAAGACCAUGCCCAGGGCUCUGGCGUCUCCCCUGUGUGUGCCGGCCCGGCGAUUGUCCUCUGAACCCCGGAGGAGAUCUGCAGGGAGAGUGGAAGCAAGGGAGCGCGACAGGGAGGUCGGCUCUGGGCAGGCAGCCCUGUCCCCGACCAGGAGCAUCUCUCCUCCGUCCACGGUGCCUCAGGCACUUAACUUUUCCCCAGACAAAAGUGAUUGUACUUCAAAGAGCCGCUCCAUGGAAGCAGGUCUGGAGGAAGCCAAGCCUGGUGAAGGGAGGCCCCCUGAGGGUCUUCUCAUAGACCUCAGGCUGGACCAGCUGAGCAUCACCCCCAAAGCUGAGAGCCAGCCCCUCACCGACCUGCCCCUCAUCGACUUUGGUAACACUCCAGAGGCAACCGGGCCACAGGGUUCUGAGAACAGGCCUCUGAUCGACCUCUUGGUCAACACCCCAGACACAGGCACAGGUGCUGCCUUGAAGCCUUUACGGGUGCCGGGACAGCUGAUAGACCUGGGCUCUCCCCUGAUCCAGCUCAGUCCUGCGGCCGACAAGGAAAACGUGGACUCACCACUUCUCAAGUUCUGAGUGUAAAGACGUCCCUCGUCUUCUGCUCUGUCAGUCAGUCCUAAAGUGGUCUUCGACCCAGAGAAACAAAUCUGUGGAGACAUUUUAUCUGGAAAAGGGGAAAGCAUGAUAUACUUUGUCUGGAAGGGGGCCUGAGAGCUUUCGGUGCGGAUGGCCGAGUCUCGGGCCUCCAUCCCUCCUUCCUGCCCAGACCCUGGGCUGAAUGUAAAAUAGCAACUGGGUAUUUUUAAAGUUUAAGUUUAUAUGAAUAAAUAUAACUAAAUAUUCUAGAUUUAAAGAGUGAAAUAAAGUGUCUUAAAGCAUAUCUUGAUUUGUAGGCUUAUCUUGACUUUCAUACAUGCAUAGCUCUUUUUACCACUGUAAUAAGCACGCAAAAUUUAUAUCACCCAGACUUUACGCUUCUAUAAAAGUGAUUUUUGGGACUGGCAGGUGGCGUGGUAGUUAAGACAUGACCGGCCACAGUUCGA
Tupaia belangeri chinensis (Chinese tree shrew) is the source of this 2807-nucleotide messenger RNA. RefSeq names its product G2 and S-phase expressed 1 (gene GTSE1). Lineage: Eukaryota; Metazoa; Chordata; Mammalia; Scandentia; Tupaiidae. The coding region runs from base 55 to 2340 and encodes 761 amino acids. The record is from RefSeq and is a predicted model, not a curated record. The transcript has 12 exons. Gene Ontology annotation, cellular component: cytoplasmic microtubule; microtubule cytoskeleton. Gene Ontology annotation, molecular function: microtubule binding.